Molecule: messenger RNA, 1677 nt
Organism: Helobdella robusta
Lineage: Eukaryota; Metazoa; Annelida; Clitellata; Rhynchobdellida; Glossiphoniidae
Exons: 14
Biological process (GO): fatty acid metabolic process
Molecular function (GO): medium-chain fatty acid-CoA ligase activity
Source: RefSeq, a predicted model, not a curated record
AGCUACCUGAGCGGGCCCAGCAACUAUCCUCUGAUAGGGGUGACCAUAGGCCAGCUGAUGGAGCAAGCCGCCCAACUGCACCCUGAUAAAAACGCCUUUGUAUUCACCCAUCAGAGAUUAAAAUUAACUUUUGAAAAACUUCUAGAAGAGAGUGACAAGUUGGCGGCAGGGCUGAUAAAGUUGGGUGCAAAAUACCAGGAUCGGGUGGGCAUAUGGGCCCCCAAUUGCAUCGAGUGGAUUCUCCUGCAGUAUGCCACGGCGAGGGCUGGGCUAAUUCUGGUCAAUAUAAACCCCGCAUAUCAAGCGCCUGAGUUAGAAUUUUGCUUAAAAAAGGUGGGUGUGAAGAUUUUGGUGAUGAUUGACAAGUACAAGGGCCAGGAUUAUUAUGAAACCCUACACGAAAUAUGCCACGAGAUGAACGAAUCGGCCACUAGUGUUGAAAGCAUUAAGUCGGUAGUGCUGUCUGUCUGUGUGUGUGUCUGUCUGUCUGUUUGUAUAUGCACGCUUCUAUUUUCUGACCUCUUGAGUAUGGCCAGUCGAGAGGAGAUUCGAGAAAUCGUCGACAUGCAAUCCAAACUUCAGUUCGACGAUCCAAUCAAUAUACAAUUUACUUCUGGUACGACAGGGUCGCCGAAGGGGGCCACACUAUCCCACCACAACAUCGUUAAUAACGCCCUCUCUCUAGGCUACCGACUAAAAUUUCACGAAAGGGUAUUUGAAACCAAGAUUUGCAUGCCAGUGCCUUUGUACCAUUGUUUCGGGAUGGUGAUGGGCAGCCUUCAGACCCUCUGCCACUCGGCCACCGUGGUCCUUCCCUCUUUCAGUUUCAACGCACGUGACACCAUUAAAGCCGUCCAAUCAGAAAAGUGCACGACGCUGUAUGGAACGCCAACGAUGUUUAUUGACUUUCUGAGCUUGCAAGAUUUAUCAUCAUACAAUCUUAAUUCUUUGGACACUGGAAUUAUGGCUGGAGCUGUAUGCCCGGUCGAAAUAAUGAAAAAGUGUGUGACACAGCUGCAUAUGAAGCACAUCGCUAAUUGCUACGGGACUACAGAGAACAGCCCAAUAACUUUUCAAUCAAUGUUUAAUGACUCCUUCACUAAGAGGACAACAACCGUCGGAAAAGUUCAUGAUCACGUGGAAGCCAAAAUCGUGGACGCCGAAGGAAACAUACUUCCGUUGGGUGAAUCCGGAGAGUUAUUGACCAGGGGGUACGUUGUGAUGAAGGGCUACUGGGGCGACCACGAGCAAACUGAAGCCACAAUGUCUGGCUCCUGGUAUAAAACAGGAGAUCUAGCGGUAUUCGACGAAGAAGGAUAUUGUACAAUUAUCGGCCGGAAGAAGGAUAUGAUCGUCAGAGGAGGGGAGAAUAUUUACCCGGCAGAGAUUGAACAGAUUGUCUACAAGCACCCCAAUGUAUUAGAUGUGCAGGUUAUUGGCGUCCCUGACGCGAGGCUAGGUGAGCAAGUAGCAGCAUGGAUCAUUUUGAAAGAAGAAGGAUUAACCACUGAGAAAGACAUCGUUGAGUUUUGCAGACAUAAGAUGGCAUAUUUCAAGAUACCCCACUACAUAACUUUCGUGAAGAACUACCCGCUUACGAUCACUGGCAAGGUUAAGAAGUACGUCAUGAGGAAGGAGGCGUUGAAACUCUAUGAUCUGGAACAUUUGGAGGAUUGA